Messenger RNA from Poecilia latipinna (sailfin molly), 4366 nucleotides. Its product is annotated as Down syndrome cell adhesion molecule-like protein 1. The record is from RefSeq and is a predicted model, not a curated record. The transcript is spliced from 3 exons. The coding region runs from base 205 to 1077 and encodes 290 amino acids. Lineage: Eukaryota; Metazoa; Chordata; Actinopteri; Cyprinodontiformes; Poeciliidae.
UCAAGGAAGAGUGUUAAGUCAGCCCACAGCAUCAGGAACCGCUACUCCAGUCAAUGGACUCUGACCAAGUGUCAGGCGUCGACGCCAGCCCGCACUCUCACUUCAGACUGGCGCACAGUUGGUUCUCAGCAUGGCAUCACUGUCACAGAGAGUGACAGCUACAGUGCCAGCCUCUCACAGGACACAGACAAGGGGCGCAACAGCAUGGUGUCCACCGAGAGCGCCUCCUCCACCUACGAAGAGCUGGCAAGAGCCUACGAGCAUGCAAAGCUGGAGGAACACCUGCAACAUGCCAAAUUUGAGAUUACAGAGUGCUUUAUAUCCGACAGCUCGUCUGAUCAGAUGACCACAGGUACCAACGACAACGCAGACAGUAUGACGUCUAUGAGCACACCGUCAGAGCCCGGCAUCUGCCGUUUCACUGCCUCGCCGCCCAAACCCCAAGACUACGAUCGUGGCAAGAAUGUAGCCGUGCCCAUUCCACACCGCGCCAAGAGCGACUACUGCAACCUGCCCCUGUACAUGAAGUCCGAUCCCUUUUUCCGAAAGCAGUCAGAACACCAUGACCCAUGUCCAGUUGUUCCACCACGCGAAGCCUCUAUUCGUGGCCUAGCCCAGCGGGCGUACCACAGCCAGGGCCGUCACGUGACCAUGGACUCUGCGAAGCAACAGGCUCUGACCAUGGGCCACUCCGGCCUGUCAAACCUCACUUCCUCCGGGGCGUCCUCUGGAGGAGCAACGGGAGGCGGCGGUGGAGGCAGUGGGAGCGGAGGCUUGUCUGCCAGCUCCAGCAGCUCCACGCUGCCCCAGCGGACUCUCACCAUGCCCAGCUCCUCUGCUUCUGCGGCUCAGAGUGCCGCCGCCGCCACCGCUGCUGCAGGAGGGGCAUCAUCUUCCUCUGGCGGUGGGGCAGCAGGGACCUCGGGGGGGACCCCUGGAGGUGCCUCUUCUUCCUCCUCCAAAAUGGGAGGAUCCAGAGACUCUCUCCUGGAGAGCAGCUCUUCGGGAUUAGGCAGACUGCAGAAGCAGAGGGAUGGGGGGUCAGGAGCCUACUCCAAGUCCUACACACUGGUGUAGCCUGCCAUUAGCGAGGCCUGUCACUGUAACUCUUAAUACAAUGCUGGUUCAGCCGGCGUUUGCCUGGAGCCUCUGUGGUGAAUCGGGGUGACGAACAUACACAUGCACAGCUUACCCGUCAGUGCCUGUGCUGUGUCAGCCUGCAGGGAGCUGGUUGGGCUCCCGUCAACACAACUGUUUCAAGGGGUCAGAGUUGGGUGUCCACAGCACAGGGGCUUGCCUUUCUUUCUGCCUGAUUGUGUUCCGUUAUAUUUGUGUAAUUUCUCUCUUUCUCUCUCUUUCUCUCUCUUUCUAUUUUUUAAAUCACCCUGGAAAUCACUUGCCAAAACAAAAAUGAUUUAUCUGUUCAGUCUAUCUUCAUUUUCAGGCAAGUACACAGAACUUAUGCACAAAAUGCUUUUAACUUGCACUGUCUUGCUUUCUACAACAAGACAGCUGUAGAUUGAACCAGGUUGCUUAAGACGUGUGUUGAGGUUUAAUUUUUUUUUAUUUUUAUUUUUAUUUUUUUAAAAACAAACGAUAUGUAACCGUUAUGUUCUCUGAUGGAAGAUUCGUUCAUAUCUCAGCAUUGUGCCACGGCAGGAUGCCUUUGCUGUAUGCACAAAUCCCCAGCCUCUGUGUUACUUUGGCUCUGUACGGUUAGUCCAUCAUAGAUCCACACAUUAGAGGCAGAGGAACGACUCUUGUACAUGCAAUGGAUGACCCAGCGUUGCGGUCGCAAUGGAAGAUUUUAUAGAAAGAGGAGCUAAAAAUGUCAAGCAUCACUGAGUGAAAUCUAGAUUCUUUUUUUUUUUCUUUUAUCCAAAAGGUUUGUUUGUUUUCAGACGAUGGAAGCAUAUAACCCCGUGUGCACUAGGAAACAGUUUGAAAGGAUCCAAGUAACGAAAAUGUCACGAGUGAGUGAGUGAGUGAGCGUGUGUGUGCGUGCGUGCGUGUGUGUGUGUGGAUGUAUAUGUGUAAAUAUAUAUGUGUACAUGUGGCAGGCACACACCAACAAUGGACCUUUUUAAAACCAAUCUGUAUGCUGAAUUCUUGGGCAGAAGUCUGUGUCUAAACUAAACAAAACCCUCCUCCCCAGUUUUAUUUUUUUCUUUUUGUACCUAUGAAAACACAGAAUGAUAAUGAUGAUGCUGACAAUUUGACACAAUUUAAACUUAAUUUGCUCUAGUCGGUUUUUUUUGUUUUUGUUUUUUCAGAUUUAAUAUCUGUUGCUAACAACAUGGUGUAGGUGAGUUAUAAAAAUGCUAAUGAAGCAGAAGGUCCAUAAGCUUUCAUUUGAGGAUUAGAAAUGCAGUGCCUUGCAAAAGUAUUCACCCCCCUUGAUUUAUUUCACAUUUUGUCACGACAGCCAACUUUAAAAAAUAUUUUAUUGAGACUUUAUAUAAUAGACCAAUAGAGAGUAGCGCAUAAUUGUAACGAGGAAAGAAAAUGAUACCCAGAUUUUUAAAUUGUUUUCUGUAUAUUGAUGUGAAAAGUGUGGCUUCUAUUUAUAUUUAACCCGCUUUAUGCUAAUGCCCCCAAGUAAAAUCCAGUGAGCCAAUUUACGACAGAACUGACUUAAUGAGAAAAAUAAUGAACUUGUCAUGAUUUAACGACAGCGUGUUGCUACUCGGUGCAGAGCUUGUUAGAGAAGUGAAGUAAACGGAGAGCGACAUGAAGACCAAGGACAACAACUGACAGUGCGAGGUUAAAAUUUCAGAGCAGUUUAAAGUCGAGAUAUCUGAAAACAGAAAAGAGGACAACACACCCACAAACCUACCAAAUCAUGUCAUCUAUCAGAGAAGCAGCAAACUGGCUCAGUUACAACAAGCUUUCUGCGUAAUGGUAACUCUGGAAAAGCUACCAAGAUUCACAGUUCGGGUGAAAACACUUUUAGCAGGACAAAUAUUAGCUGCCAUUCUGCAAAUUUGACAUUUAAUGGUCGAGGAAUGAGAAGAGAGCCAUUGCUUAAAGAAAGCCAUAAGAUACCCUGGUAGUCUUUGUUGAAGACGGUUAAUUUGGGAUGAGACCAAAAUUUAGCUCUAUGCAAACUAACACUGCACAUACACAUUUCCCCCUGUGGAUAAUGGUAACUGUGAUGUUGGGGUGUAAUUUCAUUGCAUGGAGAGGGAAGUGGCUCAGAGUUCAUGGGAAGCUGGAUUGAGAAAAGUAGAGGGAACUUGACUAAUAAGUUUUAUUUCUUGCAAGACACUUGAGCCGAUCUCCCUGCAGAGCAACUGCAUUAAACAUGCAGCCAGAGCUGAAAUAUUCACAAGUUAGAUUUUCUAGUUCAAAACUACGUAUUGUUUUCCUUCCGUUUCACAGUUAUACGCUGCUUUUCUGUUGGUUUAUCGCAUCUAAAUCUCUAAAAACUACAUCCAGGUUUGGGGUUGCAUCUAAGGAAAUAUGAAAAAAAGUUAAAGGAGUAUUUAUAGUUUUGCAAGGCAUUAGAGGGUCCUGUUUGGUCAUUUUUAUUUUUAUCUGGACAAAGACUUUAGGAAACUCCUUUACGGUUCACAAUCCCGUCAUUUCACUGUCGCCUUCACAACACUUCCAUCAUCCGCUCUCCUUUCCUCCUGCCCCUCCCCCCAUCACAUUCAUACAGUGUCACUGUGACGUACUGCUAGCAUGCUGGCCAGACAGACAGACCAACCGAACAAGAGGUUUCCUUUACGCACGUCUGUGCAGAAAUUCUUAACUUUCAGUGACAGCUUGAAUGCGCACAUUCAGCAAAUUUUUUGAGAAAUGUAUUUGUAUGAUUUUGAAUAAAUGACCAGGCAAUGAAAUUAUAUAGUGUUACAAGAAUCUGAAGAAUUUGCUAAAAAAAAGAAAAAAAAAAAAGAAAAAAAAUCAAGUUUCUCUAACUUUUUUAAUUUAAGUUUUAAUUUUGCGGUUGAAAUGUUUCUUUUGUUUUCAUUCUUCAUUCCUUUAUCCCAAAGUUUGUAAUCUCAUAACAAUAAUUGUUCCAAAAAAAAAAAAAAAAAACAUAGAAAAGAGUUGCUCCAAAAGUUUUGCAUCGGUAAAACGUAACAUCAGGGCUCUCGCAAUAGAAAAAAAGAUACCAUAUAUAUGUUUGUUUUCAAAAAAAAAAAAGUAUGUACAUAUAUAUUUCUAUUCAAAUAUAUAGCAAAUAUAUGAAUAAAGAGCAGAGACAUAUAAAAGCCGUUCUAAUUGAAAAUAUAUAUUAAAAGAUCACAAGACAAUCGCUCCGAGUGAAGCAUCACACUAAAUGAUAACGAAGCAGGAAGACGGGAGGUUUAAACGGGUAGCGCGGCUGUGGAUGGAAGACCUUGGAGAGAAAAGAGAGUGG